AUACCACAUUGUGCAAGCAUUGCUAUGAGGCUCAUCGUAACACUCUUAGAUAUCUUCUGAGAGGCUCGGACCAUACAAACAUCAAUACGCCAAAUGUAUUCCUCUCAUACCAGGAAAUACUUGAGAAAUCGAGAUCCCUGAAAAAAGAGAACAUGAAUCUUACUAAAAAGGUAGUUUAUGCCAAUAGGCUCCUACGAGAGCAAAGAUCUAAUCGUGUUAAUGCUCCAGCUAAUUUCAAGGUCAAUGCAUCUCAACUUGGUCAAAUGGUAGACACAGCAAUAGAAAAUAAAUGGUUGUCAUCUGAUUCCAUUCUCUUUCAUAUCUUACAAGAUUCUAUGCUAUCCCUACAAAGACAAGAAACCCAAUUUGAAAGAUCAAAGGGAAAAUUAACAAAAGAGAAAAAGAAACCACGUCCUAAAGGUAUGCGAUAUAGUCCCUUGACAAUAAAAUGGUGUUGCCGCAUUGCAAAUCAAUGUAGAGAGAGUGGCUAUGAUGCAAUAAGUAACAUCCUUCCAAUUCCAAGAUGGAACACCAUCAAACAAUAUAGGCAGCAAUCAUGUAACUCUGACCCAAUUAAUCUUGAAAACAUUUCUAAAAUGGUUCAGGAAAUUAAACGAAGAAAAUGCAAGGGUGUCGGCGGUAUUCAUUUUGAUGAGAUAAUAAUUAAGAAAGGAUUAUGUAUCAAUAAGCGAACAGGAAAUUUAGUAGGUUUUGAAAACUUGAACAUUCCAGAAGAAUACCUUUGCAACAUCCAUGAAACCCAUGAAACAAAAUCCUCUCAAGAAUCCUCCCAAGUAAAUGAAGAGUCACAAUCUAGUUCACAAUCAUCUCAUUGUUUUUCCACACAAUCUUCAACAACAGAUGAUCAAACUAUCCCUGAAAAAAAUAAACUAGCUACCAUGAUAUGUCAAUUUUUCUUCACCAGUAUUGAGGGAGAUUUUUGUUGGCCCGUAGCUUCAUUUCCAGUGGCAAGGGUUAACCAUAUGAAAAUUGAUGCAAUGCUAUGGCAAGUGAUCCAAUGCCUGAGUAAAAUUGAACUCAAUGACAAAGAAACCAUGCAAAUUCUUUAUUCAGUCUGCGAUGGAUCUGCAUAUUCACGUGCUUUUUUUAAAACAGCAGGAAAUAGCAAUUUUGUAUGUCCGAACCCAUAUAAUGACAACAAACCAAUUUACUGGCUUUCUGAUUUUCCACACUUGAUAAAAAGACUUAGAAAUCACCUAAUCUCCAGCAAUAGACAUAUGCAUUUUGAUGGCCAUGAUAUAUCUCCAUCCUUUAUCGUGGAUCUCAUAAAAAACGACAAUACUAUGCUGAAGUGGAAACACAUUGUUCUCAGUGCGCGCACUAAAAUGAGUGUAAAGCGAGCAGUUCAACUACUUUCCUAUUCAACCAGUGAAGAUUUGGCUGAACAUUACUUCGAUAAAACUAUCCAAUUAAGAAAGUACAUUAGAACAUCAGCAAUGUUUUUUGAGACACUCAAUUCAUGUGCACCAAAACCAAACUUUGUCCGCCAACUCCUCCAAGUAAAGAAAUAUUUUACUGAUUGGAAUGCUGAGGUGAGACAAUCAUCUGCAUUUAGAAGGAAUGGCUGCUCAUUGCGUGACCAUUAUAAAUCAUUUAUUACACAUGAAUCUUUCUCUGAUAUUGUACGAACUAUCAAUGGAACUAUAGGGUUAUUCUCAUAUUUACAACUUUACCAUGAAAAUGUUAAUUUUGUUCCAAAAUCCCUUUCCCAAGAUGAUGUUGAAAAUUAUUUUAGUUUACAAAGGGAACGCAUUGCAGGAUCCAAACCAACUGUAAACCAGUACUUUGAAACAAAUACAACAUUAGCUACUGAUCAGUUAUUGAGAGGAGAGUUCUCAGACAUCAAUGACACUGUAGGUUCAUAUAAUGCACUGAACUUGCCUAAUUUAGCCAAAGUUCCUCUCAAGAGAAGAUCAAAAAAUGGCAAGGAUGAAACAGACCUUUUUCAUAGCACUGCUAAUUGGCAAGAUGAUUCUUUAUCAUAUGAGAAUAUUGGCGAUGGACAACUUCCCAGUGAUUCUCCCCUCUUACUCUCUAUGUCAGGUAUGUCAGGCAGGGACCGCAAAGUUCUGAAAAAGCAAUUUAAAGAAAUUACAGCUUAUAUAGAACUAAAUACUCCUCAUGUUUUGAUGACAGGUGCUCAGCGUCUUACAAACACACUGAAACAGGUCAGAAAUUGGCCAAAUGUACAACAAUUUUUGGUUGAAAUUGAUUCAAACUUAAGAAAUCAAUUUUUCUGCACUGGUUUUUGGAAGCCUGAUGUACUUUUAUCAGCUCUAAAUUUCUAUCAUAGUGAUGUAAAAACAAGGCAAGCAUGGUACAGGUUACUGAAUGCAUUGGAAUACCCAUCAUUAGAUUCAACUGAUACUGCAUUUGUAUUUGGUCAUGUCAUCAAAAGGUUUCUCAAACAAAGAUGUUUGUAUUAUAUUCGGAAAGACAAUCUUUGUCCCAGUGAAAACGAUCAUAGUGCAAUUAGGCAAUACUUGAAAUCCUACAGCGGAAAUGAGCCAAAAUUAAAUAUUC
Owenia fusiformis is the source of this 2544-nucleotide messenger RNA. The record is from the annotation of a GenBank genome assembly. Lineage: Eukaryota; Metazoa; Annelida; Polychaeta; Sabellida; Oweniidae.